AUCACGUGUCCGUGGGUGGCCUGGGUGACAGUUUCUAUGAAUACCUGCUCAAGGCCUGGCUGAUGUCUGACAAGACUGACGAGGAAGGCAAAAAGAUGUACUAUGAUGCCCUGCAGGCAAUAGAAACCAACCUGAUGAGGAAGUCGAGCGGUGGGCUGACCUACAUAGCGGAGUGGAAGGUGGGGCUGCUGGAGCAUAAGAUGGGUCACCUGACCUGUUUUGCAGGUGGCAUGAUCGCUCUGGGUGCUGAUGGGGCGCCCAGUGACAAGACGGGCCACCAGAUGGAGCAGGCAGCUGAGAUCGCCCGCACCUGUCACGAGUCCUACGCCAGGACCGCUUUGAAGCUCGGUCCAGAGGCAUUUCGUUUCGACGGCGGGGUCGAGGCCAUCGCCACUCGCCAGAAUGAAAAAUAUUUCAUCCUCCGUCCCGAGGUCAUCGAGACCUACAUGUACAUGUGGAGGUUCACCCACGACCCCAAAUACAGAGAGUGGGGCUGGGAGGCUGUUCAGGCCUUGGAGCAGCAUUGUAAAGUAGAAGGAGGCUACAGCGGCGUCAGAGACGUCUACGCUCCGACUCCAAACCACGAUGAUGUACAGCAGAGCUUCUACUUGGCUGAGACGCUCAAGUAUCUCUACCUGCUGUUCUCUGACGACGACCACCUACCGUUCGAACACUGGGUCUUCAACACCGAGGCUCACCCUCUGCCGGUCAUUAGGAAGGAUAAAACAGACAGACCCAACGACGUGGAGUAGUGGACCUUCCUGCGCUGACAACCACAAACAAGUGCGAGAACCUCUGAUCCUGUAUAUCUGAGCCUCCAGUUGUCUGCCUGAAACUGUUUAGCCACUGGGAGCCUCCAGUGGUUACAGAUGCCUCUUGAUCGGAUUUCACUUUAGAUUUUGGAUGGGAUCAAAACAGCAUCCAAGUGUAUUGGAGCUGAGUUCUCGCUGUAGAUUCCAGUUUGAUUCUUUUUGCUUUUGAUUUUUAGCUCUGGUUGAUUCCAGAUGCUGACCUGACACAACACAUUCACUGCUGGAUAACGUGAUAGCUCAUCAAAGUGUAAUAAAUCCUCCCUCCACAUGAGUUUAAAUCCAUAAUGUGGUUAAUUCUAAGAUGAUGCAGUGAUAAUCACACUGGUUUUUCGUGUUCUUGCAUUAUAACAGUUGUAUUUCUGAAGAUAUCAUUUCAUCAAAGUGCAGUUUAUUUCACUGGUAAGCUUCGUUUCUUGUUUCUGCUCAUUCAGAGGGACAAUCUGAGCUAUCACAUGAUUCAUCAGUGGUUUUGUUGUUAGUAGCUACAGCUCCGUCUGUACUUUUGAGGAGACCUGACAAACAUAAAGCAGCCGUCUCCCUGAUUUGGAUAUCAUGGACCCCAGUGUUUGGGCACCGAACCCAGAAAGACCUCCGUCUCUCGACUGAGGAUCACAAGGCUGACUUAAUGAGCUCAGAGACGCUCAGUUCACUUCACAUGCGUCGUCUUUUCCUUCUGCUGUACCGCUUCAACAUCUGAAAAGGAACCGGUUGUCUUGCACCAACGCUGGUGCCACCACCACUCGAUUUCAAAGAGACGCUGGGAGUUCGCUUUUCUAAAAAAAAAAAAAACGUGGUUGUCGCUGUAGGAGUAAAGUAAAGACGCAGCACAACCCGAGCCUCUUUUAUAAACCCACAGAACUUUAGACCUCUGCUCCCCCUCAUUUUACCUGAACACCUGACUGCUCCUUGUUUCCUUCCUCUGAGUUCGGUGUGACACGUCGACCAGCCACACCAGCUCUCUACCUGCCAGUAACUUCACUUUUCCCCCAUGACGUUUACACAAAGCUAUCCUCCUGCUUCUGCUUCUGCUUUAUCUGUAUCUGUCACCUGCUUUUGGAUUUAUUGGGAUUUAUUUCUCACAUUUGCACCAAGGUUCGACCAGCACAGGCAUUUUAAAGCUGAUGUCUUUUCUUUUUUUUUUUAACGGGCAGCAAACAUUUGUGCUCAUUUUCCAAAUUCUCAUCUGUCUUUUUUUUAUAGUCUUUCUCCAUUUCCCUCACAGAAAUUACACAUUUUGCACUCACUGGGACUCACUGAUCAUGAUUAGGGACUUUUGAAAGAAAACUAGAGAAUGGACCAAAAAGGCAAAAAAUGUAAAUUUUACCUCACUUUGGAGGAGCUCUCGAACAUAUUCUCGUAUUGGGCUGUAGCACUGUGUCAGUGAUUAUUCCUGAGGUGUGCCCAGCAUGGUGGGCAGACUGAGCACUGGAUAUCGAGAGAGUUCAGAACAUCCUCCUGGGUAAUGAUGAAUCAAAAAGGUGUGAAUGAUGGAGAAUCUCCUCAGACAGCCUCUCCUCAUAACACAUAGUUCUUGCAGUGGGAACAGUCCAGAUUUUGGGCUGCAGUGGAUUUGGGUGGAAAGCAUGAAUUGGCCUUCCGUCAGCAGAUGUUUGCUCAGCUGAAAUAAAGCAUGGGGAUGUGUUGGACUGUGAAAUGUCCUGUAAUUGUAACCUCUGGAAAGAGCUAGUUAGUGGACCUUGAAUAAUAUUUUUUAAAUGAUUACAUUUUUGGCAAACUAUUCCACAAGUCAAGGAGAAACUUUUACAUUUAAAAGUUUUCCUUGUUCCCUUCUUUUGUAGUCUGAAAAAGCAAUUGUUUGUAUAAAAACUGAACUUUAAGACCAUCAGACACUGAAAGUUUCCACUAAAGUGCUCACUGGCUAAUCAAAUUCAUCAGCAGGCCCAUGUAUUGGUCGAACCCUCUUUUUCUCUGUAGUAUUGCUUCUUCCUCUUUCCGUCCUCGUAGUCCAGCGUAGAGCAGGCUGUAGAUCUUCUCUCCUCUAUGAGGAGAUGCGGACACUCGACUUUGCUAUAAUACGUCACCUUCACACACAGAAGAAGCCAUACUGAUGCUACACAGCUUUACCAUUCUGUCAUUGAGUUUUGUUCUUUUCAUCCUCCAUACACACACACACACACACACACACACACACACUCGAGGCUGUGUGACUGUGUUGCUGCUUUUGUUGCCGUUCCGCAAUUCCAAGUCGCGUUCACUCGGUUAUUUAGUUGAAUUUCACGGUAAAGGUUCCUCCUGAUGCCACACAGAACCGUAGCCACAUUUAAUCCAGUUUAGUCUUCGAUCUAGUGCCUUCACUGUUGAGAAGGAGGAGGGAGAAGCAGCUCCCGCAAACACAAAAGAGUUUUUAAAAUAGUAUUGCAGCUUUAAGUAAGUUCCCCUGAUGAGGAUUAUACCAAAACGAGACAUGGAUUAAAGGAUAAUUCUACUUUUUAAUUUGAUAUUCAGAGUAACUUUGGUGUGAAGAUAGCUCAAGAGUUGGUGGAAACUUUUUGGCUUCGUUGCGAUCUGUGGGAGAUUAGACCACCAAAAGUCCAUGACAGGAGGUCAAUAUUGAAAUAAUAUAUGCUUAUACUAUUCUUUCUCCUGAGUCCAUCAUCUGUGGAAACAACAGCUUUCUAAAGAUCAGUCUCCUGUUGUUUCCUUGACUACACUGACACCUAGUGGUGAGAUAUUCCUAUUGCAGUCUGCAUGAGACCUGGGCUAAAUGACUGCUGUCUGAAAAGGCAAAAACAUUAUGAAAUAGUCACUUAAAUACAUAAAUAAUUAGGUUUUGGUAAGAAAAAAGUGUUUGGGGGACAAUUAGUAUAUAUUUAUAUUGUAUAUUAGUCUUUGUCACUCAUGUUUUCGGAUGUUUUUGUCAAAGUUUUCAGUAAUUACAAGACGGUGAUAUUCUGAGCUCUAAAAACAAAGAGAAAUCCUAUAACUGAAGAGUAAAAACUGAUGCUUUCUUGUUUUGCCAGGUAUUCACCACUUUGAGAUGGCAGAUGGGGAGUCAUUAGAGAUUCCAGUCAACAACAGCAUCACUGUUUGAAGUAGUUUCAAUUUAUUUACUUCAGAACCAGUGGCUGAACUGAGCGACAGUUUCAACAACUCGUGUUUUUCGCUCAGCAGGCUAAAACACACUUAGCCCAGGUAUCUCAAAACAGAACAAUAAAUCUGAAUGAAACAUCAUUUUCUGGCAAGAUGCUGUUUUUCCCCAUGUUUUAGGAUCGAUGCUUUUACUGACUCCCACCCUGCUUAACUGAAAGGACCAACAGAUUUUCAUCAGAUUUUUAUGUUCCCACACAUUCAGUAGUUUGCUGCUACAGAAAGAUGCUAAGAAAUUAUAGUUUACAAUCACAAGAUGAUUCCUUUGCAAAAAAAAAAAAAAAA
Molecule: messenger RNA, 4205 nt
Organism: Stegastes partitus (bicolor damselfish)
Lineage: Eukaryota; Metazoa; Chordata; Actinopteri; Pomacentridae
Product: mannosyl-oligosaccharide 1,2-alpha-mannosidase IA-like
Exons: 5
Biological process (GO): carbohydrate metabolic process; mannose trimming involved in glycoprotein ERAD pathway
Cellular component (GO): endoplasmic reticulum; Golgi membrane; extracellular exosome
Molecular function (GO): mannosyl-oligosaccharide 1,2-alpha-mannosidase activity; calcium ion binding
Source: RefSeq, a predicted model, not a curated record